Messenger RNA from Xyrichtys novacula (pearly razorfish), 6171 nucleotides. NCBI's taxonomy places the organism in Eukaryota, Metazoa, Chordata, Actinopteri, Labriformes, Labridae. The record is from the annotation of a GenBank genome assembly.
GUAAUCGAGUUAGCAGCUGACGAAAUCACACAGAAGAAGAAUACCUACGCAGGACACCGGUGAACUCAAAACCAGGUGUUCUACGAUGUUCUACAAUAAAGCUCCUUCUUUAUAUUCGCAGUUUUAUCUCUUUGUGAACAAAAAGCUGAACAUGACGGCAGCACAGAGAACCCGGAACCUUUAUUACCAGGUAACGUCAGCAAGCUCAGUGUACGGAAGCUGUUGUGAUGCUGUUAUGUAGCUAACCCCCAACUGAUCGUGGAGAGCACACUUUUAAACUACUCAGAAUAAACGAUUUACCCUGAAAUAAUCAUAUUUUAUGAAACAUUUCAGCUGAGGAGUUUGUCACAUCUUAGAGGGAUUCCUCUGUGCACCAAAAACAGCCUGCAUCCCACCGUUCAACCUUCAAUCGCAGUAAGUUCCACCAGACUCCAUUCAAAAAUCUGUCAAUUUAAUGAUUUCUUUCUGAAGGGAUAGACCGUAAUGAAGGAAACGUUUAUGAAGCAGUACACUGGUGUUUUGGGGGCUUUGCACUAAAUUCGGCCUAUAUAUAAUUACCUCAAUAACGAAUGAGCUGGACUGCCAUAUAUGGAUUAAAAACAGAAUUUUAUAGUUUGUAAAUCAUUAACCCCAAUAUUUGAUAGAAAAUAUUGAAAAUGAAAUGUUUCUCUCUUCAGUGUUUAAAUAGCAAAGCAGUGGUUGUUUGUUGGAAGAGAAACAUCCACCUGACAGCUCUGAGGCCGGACAACUCAACACCUGUGCAGAUGAGGUAACUCACAGUUAUACUUUUUAUCCCUCUAGUGUCCCUCUCAACCUGAGUUUAUUAGUAUUGUUAUUUUUUUUUUUUGUGGUUUUCAUGUGUAACUUUAUUUAUCAGGGAGCUGUCAGAGGCAGCGUAUGAGAAGCUGGCAGAUGAGACGUUGGACUCUUUGGCAGAUUUUUUUGAGGACCUGACAGAUGAAGGUUUCACUGAAGCAGACUACGACGUCAUCUUCGCUGUAAGUUUACCUCUGCACUGUCACUGUCUCUAUAUAUAGUUAAGACUAUUUCAUAUGCAAAAACAACUAUUGUUGAGUCAUGUUAGACCAUAAAUAAUGAUCAUUAUUGUUGUGAGUAAAUGCUCAGGCGUGAUGGUUCAAGAGUAGACUAGUUUCCAUCAAUUGUGCAGGUUUAGCUGCCUAAUAAAACUGAACUAAUUAUCCUCCAGUAAUUUGACCUGCGUGUUUGUUGCUGUGCUGUGGUUUUGACACAUUGUACAAAUGUGUAUAACUGCAGACUUAGUCCAUCAUCUUGUCCCUCCUGCUGUAUUGACUGUCACGCCCCCCUGCCUCUACACUAGCCCUGCUGUUCAUGCCUAUACAGCUUCUUAAAGUAAAUUAAUAUUUCUAUCUUGUUUCAUAAACGUCAAACUGAACUGAAUCUCUAAUGACAGAUGAGCGUUAUUAAGUGUUGUUAGACAAUGAUGCUAUUUUAGAGAGUGUUGUUUUCCAACAGAUUGACAUAUGACCACAGGCUGAACUGUACGUGUGUGUUUGUGUGUGUGUGUGUGUGUGUGCGUCAGCCUGUCUGUAUUGAUGUGUCACUCUGAGGUCUGAUAGCAGCUGCUGUGAUGCUGAAGCUGUCUACCUCACUGAACACCUGACAAAUAAACUCAGACUGGAGGAGCUCUUGUUUCACAUGUUUCCAUGUUUUGUUUAUACUAUUGUAGGCAGCGUUUGCAUGUAAGGAGGAAAAAGUGUCCUGCACCCACGUGAAUGUGUAUGUGAGUGUGUGUGUUUGUGCUUGUCCUUCCUUGACUCCACAGAUCCAUGUCACUGUUUCAAGACCUUCUGUCCUUCUCUCCCCUCCUGCAACAUCUUCUUCCUCCCUGUCAGUGUUUCAUGAGAAGGUGAUUAAUAGAGCUGUGUGUAGGUGUUUAUGUUUGUGUGUGUGUGUGCUAGUGUGUGUCCAUAUGUGUGUGUGUGUGUGUUUUUUAAUCAUUGUGGUUAGACAGCAACUGUCUCUGCUGCCUCUGACUGAUUGGCCAGUGUUCCAAUCUUGGCAGCUGACCCCCUUUUUCAACUGUCUGCGGUGACAUAUGGGGCUAUAAACAACACACACACACACACACACACACACACACACACACACACACACACACACGCACACACACACACAGACAGACAGCAGUGACCGGGCUGGCUAAAUAAAAUCCAGUCCUUCACACUGCAGAGUGUCAGAGAGUAAAUCUUUAUGCAAUAAUCCAGCUGCAGGUUUCUUCUCCUCACUUCCUUUCCGCUGUUCAUUGUUUUCAAACCUAAAGAACGACCCUCUGUACUCAGGACAGAUGAAUGAGAUCUCUACUACUGAGGAGCUUCAGAGGAAUUUAAAUUUUUCUGGGAUGUGACGAUGAACCAAAAUCGCUAUUUGAUUUACAAUCCUUGGUGUAUGACACAUGCUGUCUGAAUUGUCCUAAUGGUGCAAGAGUAACCCAGGUUAUAAUGAGGCUUUGACGAAGAGGUGGCCUUAAACAGUGUUAAUGAUGAAGAUCUCAUGCCAAAAUAUCAUAUAAUGACACAUAAGGAUGCAAGCCUGCUGGUUUAAUGUGUUUAUGUAGGCAAAAAUAUUUAUCAACAGGAAAAAAACAGGAAAAGUAUGUUUUUAAAAAUAUCAAUGCAGAUUCAGCCUCAAACCAUGUGCUGUAUCUCACCUAACUUUUUCAUUGAUGCAAUGUCAAGUAUCGACAAAGAAGGCAUGUGCUGCUAAGUCAUUCAUGUUUGUACAGCAUGAGAGAGAAAAACAAUGCUUUUCCCUCAACAUGUCCUUUACCAGUGACACAACACAGUAAUAAUUCAUGAUAAGAGUAUGAGUUUCCCUGUCUAAGCAAGAUAUUAUCAGACGAUCGCUACGGCCAAGUUAUGGUCUGUUUUUAUCUGUAUAUGAUUUGUAACAUCACAUGUCACUAGAGUGUCAAUGUUAGAACCACCUGGGUCUUGAAUAACAUGACAUCUCUGUUAUAAAAUGUGACUUUAUAAUGACGAGAGAAUAAAUAUAGAGUUGCAGUUGUUCAAGAGUUUAAUGUGUGAAAGAAAUAGAAAUGAUGUAGAAAUAUUUUAGGAUGUCAAAACUUUAUUUCAGCAUACGUGUGUUUUUCCAUCAGUUUUUAUUCUCUUUAAUACCAGGUCUGUUGUACAGCUUGUGUACCGCUGUUUUUGUUUGUUGUGUCUCUUCUGCACUAUUAAAUGUUGAUGUGUGUUUAUCAUACACACAAACACACAAACUCAGCCGGACGUGUGUGUGUUCAGAGGGCCUCAGCUGGUCAGUUCAGACUUCAGACACUCGUGACGUGACACUGUCUGGCCUGAUGUCCCCCGGAUCUUCUGCGUGACAGAGCAGAAACACACACACAAACACACAAACUUCCUGCGUGUUUGUGUGGGGUCAUGAAGUGGUCAGUGUGGAGAUAUUGAUAAUAUGACAUUUGUAUCUUCCUCUUCCAUUAAAAUGUUAAAUUUCUGUAUUUCUAUGUUUCCAUGCAGAGCGGUGUGCUGACAGUGAAGGUGGGCGGAGGCCACGGCACUUACGUCAUCAACAAACAGACUCCAAACAAACAGAUCUGGCUCUCUUCACCCACCAGGUGAGGCUGUAGAGUCACGGCACACCUGACUGGAAGCAAAUGUCUGUGCUCACAAUCCUGAAACAAACUGCACCAUCACAGAGUGCCUAAACACACCAGUCUCAGAUCCUCAUUUGAGAUUCAAACUUCACUGCUCAAAUAGAUGCAAUAUUAAUGAUUAUAUAAAGAUGUGCGCACAAACAUUAAGCUUUCAAUCAGAGUUUCCUGUUGAUCCAAUCUGUUACAAAUAGAAGAAGCUGUUCUUAUCAACUCUUACUGACAAUAAUCUGUUUCUAUCUAUUGUUUUCCCGUCACCUCUCACCAAGCGCUCAGAUCUCUUUCUCCUCUUCUCUUCAGUCUUGGUUUUUGCACGUCUGUGUUUUAUAUAUUUAAUUUUUUCUCAAAGAAGACUGUCACGUUCGGUACUGAAAACAUUACCUUUUGCAAAUCCAGUGCCUACUGAAGAGGACUGUGUGCUGCCUGACAGAAAACUCACAUGAUUGUGUUAAUUGGCUUUUUAAAUACUGUGAACAAACAUAGUGGUGUGAUCCAGGUUGGCCGGGCCACCUUUUUAACAGCUAUUCCCCCUCACUAUACAAUCAAGAAUGAAGCGUUAUGAAAACAGUGGUAUUGUGUUGUGUUGGAAACUGUCAUAUAAAGAAGUCCAGGACAAAUCCUGCUUACAUCAGUGAAGACUAAAACAUGUUAAGAAAGAGCCUUUAUUCUUUCUCCAGCAGAAAAGCUGAGACUCCCAUCUUUGAGGUAAUCGUGUUGGGCAGGAUGGCAACGUUGUGACUGCUGGAGAUUGAUUUUUUUGCUUAAUCCUAAAACGGAUGUAAAAUAUGAACCAUAAUUCCUCAAGCAUUACUUACAUAACCUUUAGCUUCUGCAAAUUAUAAAGGGAUAAAGAGCACCAAAAACACACCAAGAAAUGACAUAAGAAUAAGCAGUAAUAUCAGGAGAGAUGGGCGUGUGAUGCUCUGAAGCUUGUGUUACUCGGGUGAACCGCACAGCUCUGUCAAAGAUGAAAUGUCUCGUGACUGAAGCUUCAAACAUCACCAGUGGUUCAAAAACUCUUGUGUCAGCUUGACACUCUUUUAUUUUAGCUGUGAUUGAUAAAAGAUAGAAAGAAAGUAGGCUCCUCAUUGAACUACCAUUCAUGUGAACAAAAUAUAAAUACAACAGCUUUGUGAAAAUGCAUGGAUUAUAAUUUAUUCGCACCCAGUUUGCACUAAAGCAUAUCAACGAAUGAGUAGGCCUAUACAAUAUUAAUCAAUCUAAGCAAGGGAUGGAUGUACAGAGAUGGAUAUAUGGUAGUUUUGGGGGUCACAGACUUUUAUGUCUCUAAAACCUUGAAUAGAAGUGUAUAGGUGCUUUAGACUGUCAUGAAGAGUGCUGUCAUUAGUUAUACAAGCCACCAGAUGUCACUGUGUUUGUUAAGUCUGAAGUUUUCAAGCUUCCCAGUUUAUAGUUGUUUCUGUUCCCUUUUUUGAUUUCUGGUUGUUUGCUGUUCUUAACCUAGAUUUUCUCAAAACAAGGUGUUUUUAUGAUAAAUGUCCUGAAUGUUAUUUAAUAAAAUAACCAAACUCCCUUUCUUUCCCCCCUUCAGUGGACCAAAGCGUUAUGAUUGGACGGGUGAGCGCUGGGUUUACUCUCAUGAUGGUGUGAGCCUCCAUCAGCUGCUCUCUAAGGAGUUUUCUCUCAUCUUUAAGAGACACAUGGACCUCUCUGGGCUGCUCUACUCCUGAGACAAAACACCUGCUGAUCACUUUCAAACCCACCCCCCAAAAAAAACAUCACUGUGACACAUGAGACCACUGCUCAGGAAGUAUAAACACAGAGAGUGUGUAACUUCUCACCAUCCAUCAGUAGUGCAGUUAUUUAUGAUGACAGAGAUCUGUAUAUGAGAGCCAUUUAUGUUUUCUUUAUAUUCCUAAUAAUGUAUAUUUUUAUUUUAAGACAACAAAGACACUUUUUCCUUUAAUGUUUUAAUAAAACCAAAGAAGUUCAGUCUUCAUGCCAGAUAUCUUUUUUUUCCACAUGGAUCAGUUUGCCUACCUGCUUUUCCUCUGAAAAUUAACUUUCUGUAAAUGUCAAAUCAAAUAAACUAAAAGUCGAGUUGCUGCAUAAAGAUGUAAUUCUGAUGGAGACUGAAGGGGUCCCCAACUUUUAGACCAAAUAGACCAGACAGCAACAGUCAUAUUUCUGACUGACCAGUGUGAUGUGGAGAUUAUUAAACAUCUUGCGGCCAUCUUUUUCCAAUAUAAUGCAAAGUUACAUAAAGCACAGUAAAAGCAAAAUGCAACCAGAACACUGUUUUUAAGAUAAGAAGAACUUAAUUUAUCCCCGAGGGGACAAAACAACAAAAACAUCCGCUCUCUUGUGCUAACUUGGGUUUCACUAUCAACCUAAGACCCAGUAAUGAUCUAGCGCCCAGUGGUUGGGGACCCCUGCUCUAGCAGUUUAAACACCAGAAACGGACAGGAUUUUUUCAGUGUUAAUUAAGAGUUACAGUGUUUAUUUCAGCAUUGAUCACACUGGUAUUUUCACAAUAAAGUUCAAACCACAAAUAUGAA